AUGAAACGCGUGGAGAACGGUGAGAGCAAGCGGAGUGCCAGUUUCCCGGACGUCUCCAGCAUGCUGAAACGCCAACGAUCGGACCUGGAGCGGAAGUUGCGCAACCUGCACUUUGUGCAUUGUGUGGAGAAGGUGGAGCUCAUCGACCAGUACGACCCCGACUGUUGGGUUUGUCAGGUGAGUGACUUAUUACUUUUUACCGUUAACUCGGGCACUUUUCCGCUGCAAAAAUCUGCAAAAACCAAAAUUUUUUUAUUUUUCGAUUGUGUAGAUAAGAUAUGUAAUACCACAAAGUAUAAUCAUCUGAUUUUUUUUCAAAUUUUGUCUAUUUACUUUUCAUGGCCUACAAAUGAAUCCCUCAAAAUUUUAGUCCUCUCUCAGCAUCUACAGCGGAGAUAUUGCGCACUCUUUUUUCCCUAGAGAGAACGCAAAAUGAAGAGAGCCGGUCAGAGAAAAAGUUUUUUGGCUAAAUCUCUGCGAAUUUCGCUCAGAGACGAAUGAUUUUUUGCAGAAAUGAUAACAACCACAUUAAGCGUAGAUUGCGAAUUUUCAAGCUGAAAUAUCGCUACAGAAUUCAAUUUUUUUUUAUUUUUUUUGCCAAAUUCCGGAAUAAGAAUCUCGGAAGUUCCUGUAAACUAAAAACUUUUACAUACGUCUAAUGAGGUUGUAAACUAAAUUUGCAAAAAUCUUUCAGAAAGAAUCAAAUUUGGUCAAAGAUUUGAAGUCAACUUUGGCUGAACACCGACGGCUAGGAAUCCUGGAUGAUGAACUACAACUUUUGAACAAAGGAUACCAAAAAUGGAUCUUAUCGUUGGAAGCGGGACACAACAAUUGCUCCACGAAAGCCGUCACGAUCUCAAAUGCCAUUAAAAAAGCGUUAUUCAACAAGUCAUCCGAUUCUUUGCCGGGAAAAUUGGAAAAGGAGCCGGAAGAGAAGGAGAAAAUGAUUGUAAAUAUAUGACUGUGCUUGUUAGAGGAAUAAAAAAAAACGCUUUUCGGUGUGGUUAUUAUAUAAUACAGCCGUAAAAAUCGGCCCUGCCCGAUUGCCACCUCUAGUUGUAAUCAAACGGAAAUUUUUUAUCUCGGCGGACUGCGCCCUGAAUUGCGCCAAAAUUUUAGCGCGAAAUGGGCGAAUCGAAAGAAAUCUUGCUCCGCAAGCCGACUUCGAUCUUUAUCCUUCAUUUUCCGCCAGUUUGCGUGAUCUACAUGGCAGGAGGCUUUCUCUUUGCCUUGGUGGAGAUUAGAGGUCAAGUGCAAUAUGUUUUAUCCCUAUUUUCUGUUUUAUUCCUCGCGUUUUUCUCGGCUUUGUCAAGUAUAAUAUUCCCACGCUCUACAAAACGUCCUAUUCCUUCAUUUUAAGCGGUCAAAAUAGGUUCGCAGCAAAGCCAGCACGAGGAACAACCCACUUCUUCAGAUUCCAGGGAAAUUCCGGCGGAAGAGCUCGCUGAGAAGCAGCACCAUUGGAUUCCGAGACCAAUUGCUCGCGAGACAAAGCGUCCAAGCCAAAAGAACGUUCAGUUUGUCUUUGAGGACAGCGACCAAGGUGAGAUUUUGUUUUUUUUUGUCUGUUUUUAGUUCAACGUUGAUUCUCUUUUUGCUGAAUGAAACCUUGGCUGUAACAUUGGGGUUUUCAGAAGAACAACCCGAAAUGCCUGCAAAGAAGCGUCCGCGUAAUUCCGAGCCCGGAGUUAUCGUGCGUGAUGAGGAGUCUUUAACCGAGUACUUCAAGCCGGCUACUCCAACUUCACAGAAGCGCCGACGUCUCACGGAACGGCAGAAGGAAGUUCUUUCGAGCAAGAAGGAUAAACUCCCGUUCAUCGACGAUGACACCCAACAAACAUCAUCAAAUUCGAUUUCGAUCUUGAAGAAGCGUCUGCCGGCCGAAUAUUUGAUAGACUCCCAACAAGAUUCAGAGAAUUUGUCGCAAAAUGCAAUGGAUGCGUUGCCAAUCAGGGAGGAGGUUGACGAAAAAAGACCGUUGAAGGAUAGUCUAAAUUCUCAAGAGGUGGGUAUUUUAAUUUAUGUUAUCUGAUUUUUAGAUUUUUGUUAUUUUACUUGAUCAAGCUGGUGCUCAAGUUUUUGAUGCUAUUUUUUGGAAUUUCAGAAAGCCAUCGGUCCCACGGACUUCUCAUGCAUUACUGUUGAAAAGAGUCCCUCCAAGUCCCCUCGGCAGCCGCGUUCUCCCUUACGAUUGUCAUGUUCUCCGCGGGUGGAAUCGCCUGCUCGAAAAUCUGUGCCGACAACUCCAAAAGGAGCCCAUUCCAAGAAAAAUACGCCAAAAUCGGAGAGGCGAAAGUCUCCUGCCAGGGUUUUACGACCACGUUCGCCAGCUGGAAAAGUUAUUGGGGAAGAAAAUGCAUUAUUAACUGAUGAAGAAUCCGAAGGUUCGCUAAGUGAUCGACCCUCUGAAAAGAAGCCAAAGAAGAAGAGGCAGUACAGAAAGAAGAAUGAUGAGGCAAAGGAAACAGAGAAAGGUGAUCAUUUGUUCAAGGAGAAGGUCGAUGAUGAAAAGAAACGAUCGGACGAUGAGGCCAAGAGGAUCAGAAAAGAGAGGAUUCAGGCGAUGUUGGGGAAGAAUAAGGAAUGUGAAAAGGUAAGGGUUCCUUUUUGUUUGGAUUUGGUUUUUAGGCGGCGAAUUCUCCAACGCCUUUGGUUAAAACGAAGUCAUCAAGCAAUAUGGGGCUGGUUCUUCCCCAAAUUGUGAAGAAAAUCGAAGAGAAUGGAGCUAAAAUGGAAGAAACGAAUGGGAAUGAGGCUGUUGAAGAGAAGAAAGUGAAGGAAACUAGUGAAAAUAAGGAUGAUUUAGCUCCGAAGGCGACGGAGAAUCAAGACGAAAAAAAGAAAAAUGAGGAUGUUUGUGAAAAGGUUGAUGAACCACAAAAAGAAUCGGCAGUUUUGAUCGAAAAGGUAGCGAAAGAGGAAAAGACGGAAGACCCUGUCGAAUCAAAAGAAGAGAAGGAAGAAUUGAAUAAAAGAGACGAAUCUCAGGAGUCGGUGAUCAUAGUGGAUGAAGUUUUGAAGACUCCACCGAAAUCCGCGGGCCCUCCGAAAGUCGAAGGGACGCCUCAGAGCAUCUUGAGAAAAGACGAAACUCCCAAAAGCCAUCGAUCCGAACGAAGGGUAACCUUCAGUGCCGAAAGCGAUCGAAGGUUUAGACCAGUAAGGUUUUUUUGUGUUUAUGUUGUCCAAGGGGGAUCAGGCAGACUUGGAUCUCUCUUUAUUGGGCGUGUAAUUUUUUUGCAAUCUUUCAACUUAAAAAAUGUAGCUCUGGUUUUUCGAGCGUGCAAAUUUUUGUCAAAGUACCCCUCGGGUUCUUGGAACUAAAGGGUUUUCAUUUGAGGAUCUGGCAAAGCCAAUGGAAAACCUCAAAUAUCAAAAAAAAAAUCCCCGAGUUGAAAUUAUGAUAAAAAAUUGGCUACCCUUCAUUUGGGGCAGAUCUUGUAUCGGGCCAAUAUUUAUAUCCUAUGUUGCAAAAUUCGUUGACUAGCUCGCCAAGGGGGUUACUCUGUGUUCACAACGGAGGGUAGGUUGCUCGUGACCAAACUCGCGACAUAGGUCGUGACCGCGGUGAAGGAGGUUGUUCAAAUUUACUUGAAAUGGUCUCAAUGCUUGACUAUGAUGUGCAGGACACUUUUGUUUAUGUCAGCUCGAUUUUUGGCACUUCAGUUGCGUCAGGUCAGAACCACACUGACUACGGUCACAAUCUAGAUCGUGAGCUUGAUGAAGACCUGACCUAAAGAAAGUGUCUUGACCAUGAUAGUCAAGCAUUCAGACCGUUGUCGGGUAAUUUUGGGCAACCCCCUUGACCUUGGUCACGACCUAGGUCGCGAGCUUGGUCAUGAUCGACCUAUCCAACGGUUUGAACACAGAGUAACCCCCUAGGCUAGCUAGUCAACCAAUUUUACAACAUUGGAUAAAAAAUAAAAAAAAUAAAUAUUGGUCCGAUACCCAAUCUGUCCCAAAUGAAGGGUAGCCAAUUUUUUGUCACAAUUUCACUUCAGGGAUUUUUUUGAAAUUUGAGGUUUUCAAUUGGCCUGCCAAAUCGUCAAAUGGAAAUCCUUUAAUUCCAAGAGCCCUGAGGGUGUUUUGGCAAAAAUUGCACGCUCGAAAAAUCAGAGCAAGAUUUUUUAAGCGGCUAUCAAAACAAUUUUCUCCGGUUCCUCUGGUCCACCUUGUUCUACAUGAUUUUUUGAUGCAUAUAAAAGACAUAACAUUUUUUGAGUGAAAGUUCAAUUUUCAGCGCAAAGUCCCAGCCGCCGACUGUAUCGCGCCGGAUUUGGUGUUUUGCAAUGAAUCCAUCACUUCGAUGUGCAUGAGAUUGGCUCCCAAGAAGCAAGGGAUACGUCUGGAUAAUGUGUUGAAAAGAAAAAGCAUUUGGACGAUUGGGGAUUUCGCUGGACUGUCCCCAUCGGUGAUCAAACAAGUUCCAUUCAUCAAGGAGCCGAAGCUGGAGAAUGUGCACAAUUUUUUGACGUCCUAUAAACCGGUGAGCUAUAUUUUUUGUUUUUUUUUCGUUGACCGUUGAGUACUUUGUGGAGAUUUUGUUUCAAGUUCUUAUUUUCAGUCGACAAGCAGCUCUUCCCAAGAGAAACCACCUGUACAGAGCACCCCCAGAGCAGAGGAAAUGUCUCCGGCGAAGAGCGACAUUAGCUAUGCCUCUACGCUGAAUGAAACACCGAUCAAAAAGAGGAACACCUUGAGUUUUGAAGAUACCACAAAGUCGACGAAAUCAAUUGAAAAACAACUGGACUCGGAGACAAAGACGGUUGAAGAAAGUAGAAGUGAGGAAAUCAUCGAGAAGCCGGAGUCUCAAGAGAUGGAAGUGGAAUCAGUUGAGAAGGAGAAGGUAAAUGAAGAUAAAGUGGAAGAAAUUGAUGAAGCUGUGGAGAAUGUGGAGAAACCAGAGUCGCAGGAGAUCCCACCGAGCCCGGAAGAUCAGGCUAAACUUACUGAAGGGGAUUGCCACACUCCGGUGAAAGCAAAUAAUACUUCAAAAAGGAUCUGCACCCCAAUGCCUUCGAGGUCAGUGCUGGCUAUGUUGAGCACGGCUGACGAUGACUUUUAUGAUGAUUCGAUCCUAGAAGGCUUUGAAAUGCCAAAAGAGAGCGAGAAGAAGAGUGAGAAGGAUCAAGAUCUAUGUGAGGCGAUUUUUUGAGAAUUUUUGUGUUGUUUGAAAAAGGAAAAUACUUCUAUUGGGUAUGGAGUUACAGGUCGAGACAUAUCGAAAAAAAAUCUGAAGGGUUUUCUGAUUCAGGAUAUGUAAAAGUUCGCUGCCCAAUUUUUGUUUGUAAGAGUGAAAAAAUCCUCGGAACUUUUCUCGCAACACCACGCAAAUGCCCCUUUUUUACAUUUGAACUACUAUAUUAAGGUAUAAGGUUAAUCAAAUCGGAUAUUUUAAGGCUUGUCAAGACGCCAGUGUUUGUUUUAGCUCAAAACAAAACUUUUGAAUUGGUAAAAACUUGGUCUAAAAGGCAUUUGCGUUGUAUAGUAUUGCGAGAAAAGUUCAUAGGAUUUUUUCACCCUUACAACCCCAAAUUUGGAAGCUAAUUUUUACACAUUCUGAAUUAGAAAAGUUUUGCGAUUUUUUUGGUAUAUGUCUCGACCUUUAACUCCAUACCCCAUAGAAGGACUUUGCUUGUGAAAUUUUUUUGAUGAUUUUAAAGCUUUAGCGUGAAUUCCUUGUCAUUGAAAUUAAUUGCUCUCGUAUUUCAGCCAACAAAGAUACCAAACAAGAGCUGGAGAAAAUCAACGAAAAAUUGGAUCGUCUUUUGGAGAUUCAACCCAAAAAAGGAGACGUGGAUCUAAACCAGAUGGACGCCAUCUCCAUUGUGAACCAUCUACACGCCAAGUUCCUCGAAUUCGACCCACCCCCAAGCCGCGAAUGCAACCUAUUGUCGGCCGCUCUCUGCCAAUUCAUGAACACCUUGUGUCAAAGACAAUUGCUGAACAAUGCAAAGUAG
Bursaphelenchus xylophilus (pine wood nematode) is the source of this 5960-nucleotide messenger RNA. The record is from the annotation of a GenBank genome assembly. NCBI's taxonomy places the organism in Eukaryota, Metazoa, Nematoda, Chromadorea, Rhabditida, Aphelenchoididae.